Molecule: messenger RNA, 1765 nt
Organism: Amborella trichopoda
Lineage: Eukaryota; Viridiplantae; Streptophyta; Magnoliopsida; Amborellales; Amborellaceae
Source: RefSeq, a predicted model, not a curated record
CCGUCUCAGCUACUUUCCUCACUAUAAGAGAACACCACACAAACCCCCAAAACCAUGCCCGUCUCUCACUACACACUCACCUACUCUCACACCAAGCCUAAAGCAUCGACGUAGCACCAGGGGAGCCACGAUGGGUGCUAUAAAGGAGAGGGCCCAUAUUCUAUUGGUCACCUUCCCAGCACAAGGCCAUGUCAAGCCAGCCAUCCGCUUAGCCCGACGUCUCGCCUCCGACAACCGCCUCCGUGUGAGCUUUGCCACCAAUGAGGCCAUCGGCAAACAGUUGCACGACGCCGGCACCACCACCACUAGUGGCACUGAUGCGCACGUGGAAUUCCUGACAUUCUUUGAUGGCCUUGCAGUCGAUGAAGACCGCCGAGACCUCGACUGGUUCAUGGCCCACCUGAACCGCGCUGGCCCCAACGGGCUUGCCGCCCUAAUCAGCGACCUCGAGGCCCGUGGGCGGCGCGUGCAUUGUGUUGUGAGCAAUCCCUUUGUCCCAUGGGUAGUGGAUGUGGCUGAGGGCUUCAGCAUCCCGUGCGCAUUGCUUUGGGUGCAGUCCUGCGCCAUCUAUGCCCUCUAUUACCGAAGCGUCUACAGGCUUAGUGAGUUUCCGACGCCUGAGAAACCAGACAUAGACAUUAGCCUCCCGGGGCUCCCCGUGCUCCAAGCAAGCGAGCUCCCCAGCUUCCUUUUGCCCUCUGCUGCCCAUCGUUGUCUUGCGGAUGUAAUAUUGAGCCACAUCAAGAAGAUCAAGAAGGUCAAGUGGGUGCUGGGAAACUCGUUCUAUGCACUCGAGACUGAAGCCAUUCAGUUGAUGGAGGAGCUUGCCCCGAUCAGGCCCAUCGGCCCACUCGUGCCCUCGGAGCUGCUCGGCCAGUCGACAGACACCGAAGUGCGGGGUGAUCUAUGGAAACCUGCACACGACUGCCUUGAUUGGCUCAGCACUCAGCCCCAAGGGUCAGUUAUCUACGUUGCCUUUGGGAGCGUCGUGACCCUGUCGACAAAGCAAAUCGAGGAGUUGGCAUGGGGGCUCUCGAGCAGUGGCCGGCCCUUCCUCUGGGCAGCAAAGCCUGUUGACAGCACGUCAGAGUUCCAGCUGCCUGACGGAUUCUUGAAGGUCAUCGUCGGACGAGGAAAAUUGGUGAAAUGGUGCCCGCAGGUGGAGGUGCUGACACACCCAUCCGUCGCUUGCUUCGUGACUCACUGCGGCUGGAACUCAACACUCGAGACCAUCGCAGCAGGCACCCCCGUCAUCGCACUUCCACACUGGGGCGACCAAGUCACGAACGCGAAGUUCUUGGUCGACAUCUACGGCGUCGGGGUUCGGCUCAAACGCGGCAGCGAAGGCUUUGUUCGAAGAGAGGAGGUUUGCAGGUGCAUGGAUGAGAUAAUGGAGGGGCCUAGUGCGUUGAGGAUUCGAGACAAUGCCAUAAAAUUGAAGGAGGCAGCUAGAGAUGCUUGGGAGACUGGAGGGUCCUCUGAUAAAAACCUCAAGGCUUUUGUGGAGGAGGUCAUCUCUCUCGGUCGUCAGGAGGAGGUGAUAGAGGCUCGCUUGCCUUCACUCAACCUAAAGGACCAUGCUCUCACAGAAUGAAGAGCUCCGUCCUUUAUUAAGAUAUUCUCUACGUUUUUCGUUGCCUCCUCCAUUUGUUAGUGUAAUGUUGUCCCUAUUAUGAUAAUAUUCCCUGAGUUUUUUGGUUUGGUUACUUUAGCUUUAUUAGUGUAAUAAAACAUUUAUGAUUCAAAUCCCCGAUUGGGAUGGAAA